AUGGCGUCCCAAAAGGGCCCUCUCAAGACGGAUCGCGACAUCGAGCCUGGCAUCGAUGAUCUCAGCUCAGUAGGAAAUAUGGAAGAGAUCAAGCGCGAUUUACGUUCGCGCCAUAUCAAUAUGAUUGCCAUUGCGGGAAUGAUUGGUACCGGUCUUUUUUUAAACUCUGGCCAAGUCCUCGCCGUCGCAGGACCAGCUGGGGCGUUUAUUGCCUAUACACUGAUGGGCUUUGUCACUGCCGGUGUAUCUUAUACAACCGGCGAGAUUACCUCAUUUAUGCCAUCGACUGGGGGUUUCGUUCGUCAUGCGACAAAAUAUGUCGAGCCAGCGCUCGGUGCAGCGACUGGUUGGAAUUUUUGGUAUACGAUGACAAUCAAUGUCGCAGCAGAAAUUAGUGCCGCUGCAACGGUCAUUCAGUUCUGGAAUAUUUCCGUCAACGUUGCUGUAUGGAUUACCGUUUUUCUGGUGUUCAUUGUGAUUAUCAACUUCUGUGGAGUCCGACUGUAUGGAGAGUCGGAAGUCAUCUUUGCCUCACUGAAGAUUAUGUUGAUAAUCGGUCUUAUAAUCGGCGGUCUGGUGAUAGAUCUUGGCGGUGCUCCUAACCAUGAUCGCCUCGGCUUUCGAUAUUGGAAUGAGCCCGGUUCAUUCAAUGAGUACAUUGAUACUGGCGCAACCGGACGGUUCCUUGCAGUCUGGAAGGUACUUCUUUCUGCAGCCUUCAGUUAUGGAAACAUUCAAGUCGUGGCUAUAUCUGGAUCGGAAACCCAAAAUCCAAGAAAAGUCAUUCCGGCGGCGACAAGGAAAACUUUCUUCCGCGUUUUCUUCUUCUAUGUCCUAAACAUUUUUAUCGUCGGACUUAUAGUACCAUUCAACGACAAAGCGCUGAGUAUCUCAACCGGCACCGCGCAACAAUCUCCAUUCACCAUUGCCUUUCAACGUGCAGGUGUAUCCGCCGUACCGUCCAUCAUCAAUGCCGUCGUUUGUACCUCAGCUGUUAGCAGCGGAUCGGCCUGCAUCUUCAUUGCCUCUCGAACACUAUACGGCCUGAGUCGCGAUGGUCACGCCCCAAAGCUUUUCCAAAGCUGUAAUCGGUUCGGUACACCACACUACGCAGUGGGUUUAACAUGCCUCUUUCUACCGCUAGUGUAUCUUAACGUGGCAAAUAAUACAUCCAUCGUUUUCGGGUGGUUUGUUAAUAUCACCACUGUCGCUGGAUUGAUAGGUUGGAUUGUCAUUGAGAUUACAUAUCUGAGGUUUUAUUCAGGUUUGAAAACACAGCACAUUUCGCGUAAUGAAUUGCCAUAUCGCAGUCCGCUGCAGCCGUAUACGGCGUGGAUAACCCUGUUUGCUGUUUUCCUGGUCGUAUUCUUUUCAGGAUUUGAUGUCUUCGUGAAAGACAAUUUUACAGCUGCAGGGUUCCUCACGUCGUAUCUUAACAUAUUCAUCUUCGCUGGUCUCUAUAUCUUUUUCAAGGUUUUUCUCAAGUCGAAGAUUAUCCCAUUAUCUGCGAUUGAUUUUGAAACGGAGCUCGUAUCUAGUAGAGAGGAGAAGCAGCAAUACCAGUCUGUAGUGUUUGGGCAGAGUGACUUGGUAGAGAGUAGAUUGCCUGGCAGAUUGCUCGUUCGAGCGAUAAAGUGGUUUUAG
Molecule: messenger RNA, 1644 nt
Organism: Talaromyces proteolyticus
Lineage: Eukaryota; Fungi; Ascomycota; Eurotiomycetes; Eurotiales; Trichocomaceae
Product: amino acid permease/ SLC12A domain-containing protein
Exons: 8
Coding region: 1-1644 (547 amino acids)
Biological process (GO): amino acid transmembrane transport
Cellular component (GO): membrane
Molecular function (GO): amino acid transmembrane transporter activity
Source: RefSeq, a predicted model, not a curated record